GACAGUACAAUUUCGAUUUAACAAUAAUUAAGUAUUAAAUAAAUUCGAGAAAAUGACAAAAUUCGUUUAUGCAGCUGUAAUUUUACUACUGCUGGGUGUUGCUAUAAUUAAAGCAAAUGCUUGUAUGAUUCGGAUAUUUCUGACGAAUCCCGGUCAACGCAUAUGUGAAUUGAAAUGUCGUCCACCGGGACAAAUGCCUGUUAUGGAAUGCUAUACACCGACACGCGUUUAUCGAGCAGUUGCUUGCCCCAGACAUUGUUGUCGUUUGGAGGGACCCAUAUGUAGAGAGCGUUGAGUCUGAAUUAUAUACUCGUACACCUGUUAAGGAAAAUGGGAGACUUACUUUCUAAAUAAAAAAUAAUGGUGUAAUAAUGUAAUAAAAAAUGUAUAAAAUGUGGUGAACACCUU
Bactrocera oleae (olive fruit fly) is the source of this 408-nucleotide messenger RNA. NCBI's taxonomy places the organism in Eukaryota, Metazoa, Arthropoda, Insecta, Diptera, Tephritidae. The record is from RefSeq and is a predicted model, not a curated record.